Lactuca virosa is the source of this 951-nucleotide messenger RNA. The record is from the annotation of a GenBank genome assembly. NCBI's taxonomy places the organism in Eukaryota, Viridiplantae, Streptophyta, Magnoliopsida, Asterales, Asteraceae.
AUGUUAGUGUAUGAGUUCAUGCCACGUGGCAGCUUGGAAAAUCAUCUUUUCAGGAGAAGUUCUUAUUUUCAGCCUCUUUCAUGGAACCUUAGAAUUAAAGUUGCUUUAGGUGCUGCAAAGGGACUUGCAUACUUACAUAGUCCUGAAGCAAAAGUGAUAUAUCGUGAUUUCAAGUCCUCCAAUAUAUUAAUUGACUCAAAUUACAAUGCAAAACUUUCUGAUUUUGGGUUGGCAAAAGAUGGACCCAUUGACGGUAAAAGCCAUGUGUCUACACGGGUUAUGGGUACCCAAGGCUAUGCAGCUCCUGAAUACAUGGCCACAGGUCAUUUGACUGCAAGAAGCGAUAUAUACAGUUUUGGGGUGGUUCUACUUGAGCUUUUGACAGGUAGGCGAUGCAUUGAUAAAAACCGUCCACCUGGCGAGCAGAUAUUGGUUGUAUUUGCUAAGCCAUUUUUGACUAGCAAACGAAAGAUUCUUCACAUCAUGGACCCACGUAUCGAAGGGCAAUACGCGUCUUCUGUUGCCACACGGGCUGCCAUGCUGGCAAUGAAGUGUCUGAUGAAAGAACCCAAACACAGGCCGACUGCUGAUGAGUUGGUUAAAGCAUUGGAACAGAUUCAGGAGUUACAGAAAUCGUUGGAGAAUGUUGGAAUGGAAUCAGUGAGAAAAGAGAAUGGGAAUGGGAAUGGGAAUGGGAAUGAGAAGAAAGUUGUUUCUUAUCCGAGGCCUGUGGGGUCCACUAGUGUUUAAAAAGAUGGUUAAGUUUAUUUUUUAUUCAGUUGGGGCUGAAUAAGUUGUAUUAGAGUUGGGAAAGAAAAACAGGGGGUCUAAUGGUGGGGAUAUUUUGGUGUACAGUUUUCGAGUUUUGAUGCAUAUGUACUUUCGAAUUUGGGCGAUUCGUGGUUUAUGUGUAUGUUGUGGUGAGUGUGAUUCUCAUUAAGAAAGAAAUUU